CGACCUAGAAAGUUUGUCCUUAACGUGACUUCCGGAGCAAGCACGUUUUCUCUUCCAGCACAGCUUCGGGCUCGUCGCGCCUUCCAUAGCUGCUCACUUUAGCACCAGCUGUCUGCGUCUUAGCGCUCGUCUUGCACCUUCGUUUUUUCGCAUUUACAAACCCGCGUCACUAAGUGACUCUACAGUCCAGUCCUUAUCCCUUCACUCUUCCGUCACCUUCUGCGCGUCUAUCAACUCGAAGACCUCAGCCAUCGCCACGAUGGAUGACGAAAAAUCACACAGACUGAUCCUGCGCCUGCUGAACGAGGAUCUCGUCUCAAUCCAGGCAUUCAGCCGUCAUAGCAUUAACUCGGACACAUUUAUGGCCGCCACCUUGGCUCGUCAGGAGCUUCGUACUGCUCACCAACAGAUCGACGACCUGCGCAUCGCUCGGAUCGUUUCUCGAGAAGAAGUCUCACAAAGAGAAGCAGUUCGCGCUAAUGAGAUAUCCGCGCGCCUUCUCUUUCGUCAACUCAAUCCUGAUGAGCCGCUUCCGAACCCUCUCGCUGAUCACCAAAUAGCUAUCGCCGAGGCUUCGGACCAGUCCCCAACUGCUAUCAAGGCUGAAAGCAAUGCUUCGCCAUGUCCACAACCUACGAGUAGCGCCCUUCGUUCUCAACCUACUACCUUGUUUGGUUAUCCCAGACCUAUUCUAAAACGGUCGGCAGAUGAUCUCAUUGACGCGGAAGUGCCGCCAUCGAAGAAACAUGAAAGCGACCAGAUCGGAUCGCAGUACCAACCAAUCUAUUUUGGAAGAUAUCAGCGCAGCUCUUUUGAACACGACAGGCUGUCUGGUGUCUUCGGCGAGAUGCCCGUUGCUCCGAGUCCCAUGUCAGAACAAUUCAAAGAACUCAAACGACCCGCAGAAGAGGAGACUCCCACCUCCCGACCUACGAAGAAACAAGACUCUCGUCAUGACGUCUUUCAGCCGCGUCAGUUUGACUGUGGGGACGCUGCCGCUCCAUCAUCUCUCGAGAUCUCCAAUACUUCAGAAAUUGACGCAAUGGCUGAGGCCUCUCACGGGUUUAGCUUCACUUCUGUUCGCCUGGCUCCUUUCGAGUAUCCUACUGUGUCCGAAACACAAUCGAGCACACCACCAGCUCCUUUUUGUCUCGAUGCUCCGCUCCCGUCUGCUUCUCCGCCCAGAUCACUUGUCCUCUUACCUCUCGAGCUCGAAUGUAUAGCUUGUGGUGACAUGCAUUUACGCACCCAAUGCUAUGAAAAUGAAUGCAAACAUGCAUACUGUACGAAAUGCAUAAACAGGUUGGUUACAAACGCACUGCGCAACACUACACACUUCCAGCCUCAAUGCUGCAAGUUGAAAAUGGACAUUUCGAAACUUCAACAUCUCCUUCGUGAAGCUCUGACUCCCCUGGUGAAAGCCAGGCAACUUGAGAUGAGUGUUCCGAUCCAGGACAGGCUAUAUUGUGCAGAAUGCUCUGCGUUCAUUCUGAAGCCUUUGCUUGGAAGCAAAACAGUUGGAUGCAAAAAGUGUCCCUGCAUCACCUGUACGAUCUGCAAAGAAAAGGUCAACGAAGGUAAGACUCAUCAAGAGGGUUGUCAGAACAAGCUCGAGCAAAGUGUGAAGGAACUUGAAGCCCUCGCUGGAAAGAACGGCUGGAGGAAAUGCUCGAGGUGUCAGAUAUUUGUUGAGCACAGAACUGGAUGCAACCACAUGACGUAAGUCCUGCAUCGGUCAGAAUGUUGACAAACGCG
This is a messenger RNA of Aureobasidium pullulans EXF-150, 1755 nucleotides long. RefSeq lists its product as uncharacterized. Gene Ontology annotation, biological process: ubiquitin-dependent protein catabolic process; positive regulation of proteasomal ubiquitin-dependent protein catabolic process; protein polyubiquitination. Lineage: Eukaryota; Fungi; Ascomycota; Dothideomycetes; Dothideales; Saccotheciaceae. Gene Ontology annotation, molecular function: ubiquitin conjugating enzyme binding; ubiquitin protein ligase activity. The transcript has 3 exons. The record is from RefSeq and is a predicted model, not a curated record. Bases 260 to 1723 code for a protein of 487 amino acids. Gene Ontology annotation, cellular component: ubiquitin ligase complex; cytoplasm.